AUGUCAUCAUCAACAAUAUCAGCAAUGUUAAUGGGAGCAGCAGAUGGAGAUUUAAAUUAUUUAAAUUCAACACCUAUUGGAUCUAGUUUAUUAGAUGAUAUGGGAUUAGAUGAGGAUGAUUUUCAAUCAUCAUCAUUUGAAGUUUUUAUACCAGAAUCAUACGAUAGUAAAUUUAUGUCAGAUUAUGAAUAUAUAUCAAAGAAUGCAAAUAGGUUUAUGAAAUGUAAGAGUAGAGAAUAUGCAAUUCAAGGUGAAUUAUUAAAAUUUUUCAUCAUCGUUAGACCACCUGAUGAUUCUAAGAAAAGACAAAAACAACAACAAAUUCAACAAUUAUUACAACAAAAACAAAAACAAAUUUUAAUAAAUCAAUCAAAUACAUCAACACCACCACCACCUCAAAAAUCAAUAAUAACAAAUUCUGAUUCACCAAGAUUAAUAGUUUCUGAUACAACAAGUACUACUAAAAUUGAAGAACAACAACCUCCACCACCACCACCACAAGAAGAACAACAAGAACAAGAUAGUAUUACAGUUUUACAACCAUCUACAUCUUCAUCAUCAAAUUUAUUAUUCGAAUUACAAUUAAGAUUAGCUUCAGAUUAUGAAAAAUCAACAAAAGAAAAUCAAAAUCCACUAAAUAUUAUAGAUUAUAAUCCAAAACAUUCAUUUGUAAAUACAGAGAUGAAAAAUGAUCAUAUAUCAUCUUCAAAAUCAGCAACAUCAUAUUUAAGACAAAAUACAUUAAAUGUAAAUAAUAAUAAAAACAAUAAAAACCAAAAUAAUAAUAAUAAUAAUAAUAUAGAAAAUAGUAAUAAUACAAAUAGUAGAUUUAUAGGUGAUGUAGUUGAAGUUAGUUCACCUUUCACUUUUAAAGAUACUUCAAAUCCUUAUCAAAAACCAAACUUUUUUAGAUUAUCAAAUGGUGAUUUAGUUUUCCCAAUUGAAGUACCAAUAUAUAUUAGAGAAAUUAAUGAAGAUAAAUUAAUUACAAUGGUAAUUAAAAUUAAUAGACCAAAGAAUAAUAGAAAUAAUAUAGCAUCAUCAGAUAAUAAAUUGGAGAGAUUAAUACAGGGUGGUGCUGUUGAUAAAUCAGUGAAUUAUACAAUGAGAACAUCUACGGCGUCAUUGGGAGUUGGCGGUACCAUUCAUAAUAAUAAGGUCACCAGAACCAUAUUAAAGAAUUUCACAUUAAUUCAACCAAUGAAAGUAUUAUUACAAUCCAAUACAACCAUAGGUUGUAAGAAUUUAAUUUGUGUAUCGUUAGAGAACACUCAUCCAACUUCAAAUAUUACAAUAAAGAGUUUGGAUAUCUAUUUAUUUCAUGUGUUAAAUAUGGAGUCUACUACCAUCAUUGAUUCAGUUUCAUCGGUUUCAAGUAUACCAACACAUAGACAAAUUGGUAAUCUAGUUAAAGUUAAUGAACACUAUGUCAUUAGUAAUCUAUCCAAUCAUAGAUUACCAAUUGAAUUGGAACCUUCCAAUCAAUAUUCAAUGGUAUUAUCUGUUGAACCUUCUUCAAUUCAAAAAACUUUACAACCAACUGAAGGUUUUCAUACUAAAGUUGAAUUAUCUUGGCAUAUACCUUGUUCAAGUGGUCAAGUUUUAUCAUUAUAUGAAUUAAGAGCUCAAAAUCCACCUUUUACUACUAAUUUAAUGAUUUCAACUGAUUAUAAAUCACCAGUAAUUUUAAAUGAAAAAUUUUUAGUUAAAUUUAAUAUUUCAAAUUUAUCAAAUUCUUUAAAGAAUUUAACAAUAAAUAUACCACCAUCAAUUAUUAAACAAAAUGGUAGUAGUAGUAGUAAUAAUAAUUCAAAGUUAUCAUCAACAAAUAGUGGACAAACAUCUGAUAACCCUAUUAAUAGUAGUAAUGGUGGUCAAUCAAUAAAGAAACAAGGUUCAAAUUUAUCUUUAAAUAGACAACAAUCUUCAACUAAAUUAAAUAAUCAAAGUAAUAAUAACAAUAAUAAUAAUGCUAAUACUACGAAUCAAAAUAAUUUAAAUUCUUCACGUUAUAUACCAGUUGAAACAACUAUUCAAUUUAGUGAACUUUCAAAUAAAUCAUUAUUAUCAUAUGAAGAGAUUCAAAGAAACUCUGUCAAUUUAUUAUGUCUUGAAAAGUCGGUUCAUAUUGGUCCGGUUAAUUCAAAGAAUUCAAUCUCUGCCUCUAUAGAGUUUUUACCUUUAUCAGUUGGUAUCUUUGAAAUUCAAAAUAUAACUUUAUAUGAUAGCAUAGAACAAAUAACUUAUUCUUUAAAAGAACCUUUACAAAUUUGUUGUGUCUCCAGAGAACACAAUAAUGAAGAACAUAAUAAUAAUAAUAAAGAAAAUAAUAAUGAAAAUAAUAAAGAAAAUAUUAAUAAUAAUAAUAAUAUAAUAAAUAAUAACAAUGAUAAUAACUGUAAUGAAAAUAAUAAUAAUUGUAAUGAAAAUAAUGAAGAAAUAAAAUAG
Messenger RNA from Dictyostelium discoideum AX4, 2448 nucleotides. RefSeq lists its product as hypothetical. The transcript has 4 exons. The record is from RefSeq and is a predicted model, not a curated record. NCBI's taxonomy places the organism in Eukaryota, Evosea, Eumycetozoa, Dictyosteliales, Dictyosteliaceae. The coding region runs from base 1 to 2448 and encodes 815 amino acids.